AUGAAUAUCGUGCGUAGUGAAUUUAAUGGCAUCUCAGCCGAAAUAUUAUAUGAUGUUAUUCAUGAUGCACAAUAUCGCACUCAAUGGGAUACAGCUAUGUUAGAUGGUUAUGAAUUAUGUUCAGUUAGUCCAAACAGUGACAUUGGAUAUUAUUCCUAUUUUGGUUUAAACAAAGAAAAAUAUAUUAUCAAUCAUUCGGUUAAUCAUGUCCGUGAACCGCCUAAAAAGGGUUUUGUUCGUGGUAUCUCGUAUAUAACUGGCAUGCUACCCGCAUGGGCAGUAAAUAAAGCAUCCAAAAUUCUUGUGCCAAAGCUUAUGAAAAGAUUGUUAAAAGCCAGUUUAAAAUAUGAAAAAUGGAAAUCAAAAAAUAAUUCUAAUUAUAGACCAUGGAUUAAUCCAGAACAAAUCACUGUGCCAAGAUAUAGCCCUGCAGAUGUCAUUGAAUUUGAUAAAAGUGUUGCAUCAACAACAGGUGAUGUCAGCGAAUCAUUAGUGGUAGAAAAUUCGGUCGAUAUGAAAGGAUAUGAAAAUGAUGAUUAA
This is a messenger RNA of Didymodactylos carnosus, 540 nucleotides long. The record is from the annotation of a GenBank genome assembly. NCBI's taxonomy places the organism in Eukaryota, Metazoa, Rotifera, Eurotatoria, Philodinida, Philodinidae.